Molecule: messenger RNA, 2193 nt
Organism: Mauremys mutica (yellowpond turtle)
Lineage: Eukaryota; Metazoa; Chordata; Testudines; Geoemydidae
Gene: MLPH
Product: melanophilin
Exons: 17
Coding region: 272-2167 (631 amino acids)
Biological process (GO): intracellular protein transport
Cellular component (GO): cortical actin cytoskeleton
Molecular function (GO): small GTPase binding; myosin binding; actin binding
Source: RefSeq, a predicted model, not a curated record
GCGCGUCUCUGCAGCGGCGGCUGCAGCUGCUUCGCUCGGAGGAAGUUGCUCCGAAGCACUAAUCGGCCCAUGUGAUCGCUGCGCCCCGAGUCGGUGGUUGGCGCUGCCCAGCCCCAGGGCAGAGGAUGGGAGCCCAGCACCGGGAGCAUGUGACAAACGCGUAUUUUAACUCCACCCCCGCGGACUGGGUCGCCACUGAGCCGGACAGGGAGACCAAGGCACCAUCGGCUGCAGCCCUCCGCAAGCUCCCCUGACACAACUGCUUGCUAGGAUGGGAAGGAAACUGGAUCUUUCCAAGCUAACAGAUGAAGAGGCCAAGCACGUCUGGGAGGUGGUUCAACGGGACUUUGAUCUGCGGAAGAAAGAGGAAGAAAGAUUGGAGGAACUGAAAUGCAAGAUUGAAAAAGAGGGCACAAAGAGGGAGCUCCUGUCCAAUCAGUCCCAGCUCAACGAGACCCACUGCGUCCACUGCCUGCAGCCCUUCAAGUUCCUGGUGAACAGCAAGCGCCAGUGCUUGGACUGCCACUUCUACACCUGCAAGAACUGCAGCCGCUACAACAAAAAGGAGCAAGCCUGGAUCUGUGACCCUUGCCGCUUAUCCAGGAUUGUGAAGAUUGGCUCCCUGGAGUGGUAUUAUGAACACGUGAGAUCCCGGUUCAAGCGGUUUGGAAGUGCUAAAGUGAUGCGGUCUCUCUACGGCAGGCUACAGCAUGGGCAGAAAAUUAAUCCAACGUUGCUAGGUCUUCAUGACAGAGUUUACAGCUUGCCAGACAUCAACAGUGAGUGCCAGCUGCGUGCCGGCGGCAGGGUGCACAGUGACAGCGAUGAUGAAGAUGACCUGGUGGAUGGAGCCGAAGCUGAGCACUAUACUAGGAUGCGCAAGACAAAGCGCCUGCUGUCUGUUCAUCCCUUUGAUUUUGAACUGGACUCAGAAUAUUCCGCUCAAUCACGCCGUCAAUCUAUGCAGCUUUCUCAAACUCCGGUCAACCAGGAUGGCCACCAGUCAUUCCCGGAUUUCCCUGAUGCCGGCGAGGACACCUCCCGGAAGGAGACAAUGAUCGCUGAAGCAGACCUGGCUGCAGUGUUCCACCAGAUCCUGCAGGAGCAGGGACAACAUAUGACCCCUCCAGAGCAGGAGUUUAGCACCGAGGUCCGGCUGACAGUGAACUCACGAAGGAAGAGCCUGGAAAGGAAUCCCAAACCUGGCAGCCCAUGGAACGAGCGGCACCGACCCCAGUACUCAGCGGAUAUGGACACUUCCGAUGAGGACGUAAAGGGAGCCCAGAAGAUACCUGUCUACCAGCCCCAUCACGUGAAACGCCGAAACAGAGCCUCCUCCCAGGAGAAUAUAAACCACUCUGGAAAUCAGAUAUUUGAACUCAACAAACGCAUGUCAGCUAUUGAACGCAUGCUGAACCGUUUGGAGGAAAGAAUCCUGGUGCACUCAGAAGAGUCUCCGGCCCCCGAGUCCCACACCGAUCCUGAUGUGGAAGAGGAGGAAUUGAAGAGGAAGCUGGAGGAGUUAGCCAGCAACAUCAGCGACAAAGGAGUUUCUUCUGAGGAAGAGGAGGAAAAGGAAAAGGAUGAACCAAAACCCAAAAUGAGCUCCUCCAGCAGUGACCCACCCAGUGAUGCUCAGAAGGUCUCCACGACUGCUGGAAAGACAUCCGGGCUGGAGCAAACCCCGAGGGACCUAGCGGAACGUGCGCGGCACAGCGGGACCACAGACUCCGAGCUGUCAGAGCUGGAGGACAAAGUGGCAUCGGCGGCCGUGCAGAUGCAGCAUGCCGAGAGCGAGGUUUCCGAUAUAGAGACUCGAAUCGCAGCGCUGAGUGCUGCUGGGCUGACAGUGAAACCAGUGGAAAAGCCAAAGAAGAAAUACAGCACGCAGCUGUUUAUGCUCCAGCCUCCCCGGAACGCAGGUAGCGGCCAAGGAGAUCAAAGUACGGACUCUUCAGAGAGGGCAUCGCCAAAUGACUUCAAAGUAAUGUCUAUGCCACAGGUGUUAAGGAGAAAAUUCAACAGUUCCCUUGAAAUUGCCGACGGCGACGAAUCCUUUGAUCGAAACUCCAUUUACCGAGGCUCUUUGACACAAAGGAACCCCAACGGGAAGAACAGGAAAGCAGAUCGCAUCUUCGCGAAGCCUGUGAUGACCCAUCGACCCUGAAGAAGAUGGAGCCUCAAGACACUUCA